Molecule: messenger RNA, 15786 nt
Organism: Anthonomus grandis grandis
Lineage: Eukaryota; Metazoa; Arthropoda; Insecta; Coleoptera; Curculionidae
Exons: 167
Coding region: 146-15652 (5168 amino acids)
Biological process (GO): intracellular signal transduction
Cellular component (GO): microtubule; microtubule organizing center
Source: RefSeq, a predicted model, not a curated record
UGUAGACGUCACUAACACGUCAAUAAAAUUUGAAGUAAAGCCAUACACAUAAAAAAAAAACAUAAAAAAAACCCGGAAAAUGCCUAUUAACGCUUUCCAAUAACAUGCCAAUUACUAAGGUAAACCCAUUGAAAUACGCUCCAUUAUGGACUCUUCAGGCACCUCGAUCCAGUCGAACAAAGGCUCUACCAAGAAGGUUAUUUACGUAUGGGAAAACGGCGAUUUUAACGGCAACGGACAAGUUUUAUCCAUUAAUUCGAAGAUUUACAGGUCCUGGAAAGAUGUUUUGGGUUAUAUCACGAAAAUAGUAAAACCGUCCUUCGGGGCGGCCGUUACCCUCUUUGAUAUCGAAUCGAAGCGCAUCGUGACCGCCUUUAAGGAAUUGGAACCUUACGGAAAAUAUGCGGUCCUGGGAAUGGAAAAGUUCAAGGAAAGAAGAAACGGUUAUAAAACUCAAAAAGAACGGGAGGUCCUCAGCCAAAUCCCCGCAAGGCCUCUCAGCUACACCGUGGCCCACUUUACGCAGCCCUCCACCUCCACCACGAUUUCCCCCAACAGGAAGAUCAUGCUGUUCGUGUUACCCAACGGACGGAGUCAGGAAAUGCCCUGCAAAGUCGUUUUAACCGACUCGGACAUGAAACUUUGGAACUUGAUCUUGGGCCUUAUCGCCAAAGCCCUAAAUAUGCCUUUGGGAGUACAAUUCUUACAUACAGUUUACGGGGUUCCGGUACGAGAUCCGAAAUUUUUCCUAAACGGGAACAUUUACAUUGCGGUCCCAGUAAACGAGAGGUUCGUCCCGCUCGAUUAUCCUUUGAUAUUCAGAAAUAUUCUACCCGAAACCGAGGAGGAUCUUAAUAAAAUAGAAAUAAUUAGUGAAAAUCCAGAAUCCAGAUCCGUCGUGGGAAAAUCAAAAUCGGACGGCUUAUCCACAUUAACUAAUCCAGGCAUUUACUAUUUUCAAGAGCAAACCGGUCGGAGGUACCCCGUGGUUAACAGAGCCGAAGUAAACACAUACAAACCGAGCGGCGACGUAUUCAAUUCAGCGCAUCCGAAUCAGUUACAAAAGCCCCAAACUCCCGAGGAGCUCUUUGAAAUAAUGAAAAAAAGUUACGGAGUGGACAAAACUAAACCGAUAUGGACCGAUAAGGUCGAGGAGUCGCGCCCUUUAGAAAACAAACCAUUUUCUGACCGAGAAACUCCGUAUAUCGAACGGAUUCAGACCCGUAGGGGUUCCGAUUUUUAUAAAAAACCGAAUGUUAGUGCUAACUAUGAACCGGAUUUGACUCCGGAACCGGUAUUAGUAAAGGACAACUUGGUUUUACCAAAAACCCCCACGAAGCAGCCAAAAACCGUUGCGUCCUACGACAGCCACGCCCAUAUGGUUUCGAAGGCUGCCGAAAAUACUUCUGAGCCACCAGUUGAAGACCGCCCGAACAAUCAUAGAGAAAACUACCGAACAUCAACUCCACAAAGAGCUGCUGAUAAAAAAGUCGAAAAGCACAGAAACAAGCACAAAAAAAAAGAAAUUCCUCAUCGAAAAUCGAGCGAGGACGUCAUGGUUAUCCAUCAGAACUUGGAGUUUCCUAAUAAAAGUCAUGAGGAAUUAGAGGAGACGAGUUACCAGAAAAAACCGGUAGGUGACACUCGAAAACCGCAUAAAAGCCGCAGCAGGAUAAGCCGUAGCAAAUCCCGACCUAAAGCGGACAAAAGCAAAUCCCGAUCUCGAAUUGGGAAAUCCGACAGAUCACGAUCCAGACUGGGAAAAUCCAAGUCAAAAACCAACAGGUCGCAAUCGAGGGUGGAAAAAUCCAAAACUGGAAGAUCUCGAUCUAGAAGUGGGAGGUCGGGAUCGCGCCUCGGCAAAUCCAGAUCUAAAGUCGGAAGGUCCAAAUCCCGAGGUUCCACCGAUACCAUCAAGAGCGGACGUGUUAGGAGGGAGAAAAAAAAGGAGACUUUUGAUGACAAUGCACCAACAGGCUGUUCUCCCGCUACAUGCCCCUUUGGUGGCCCCAAACCCAAGGUGGCUUGCGGAAUGGGCAAACCAGGGCCGGGGGUCGUGAAGUGUUUCUCGGAACUAGGAUGCCAUCUGAAACCUGGGGAAAAGAGAAAAGUAUGCAUGACUGAAACGUGUCGGCUUAAUCCGUGCAAAAAGGGCACCAAGUGCGAGGUCGACCCCAAAACCGGGGACAAAUGUGCCGUACCAUGCGACUCCAUUUUGGACUGUAAGAAAGGGAAGGAAGCUUUAACUACUGAGUCGGCCGACUCGACGACACUCAAGGAGCAACCGACAGACUCGAACCUGGGUUUGCUGCUCGAGGAUUCGGAGACGCCCGCGUCUGGUGUACCAGAAGAGGAAAUGCUCACGGUCACUCCUAGUGAGGUAUCCGAGGAGCCCAUUAUGGCAAAAACCGCGAUGUUGCCGUCUGAGGGCGCCAGGUCCAAAAAGGAUCCCCUGGUGUUACGGCCGGGAGAUCCCGGGUAUGACGAGUUUAAUGAUAAGUAUGGACCUCGGGAGACUAGAGGGUUGAGGCCAGGAGAUCGUGGCUACGGAGAUCCUUUACUUUUAAGACCCGGAGAACCUGGAUAUGAAGAGUACAUCAAUACUUAUGGAGAUCCAGAUAGUCAAAAAGAAAAACCGGGGGAUCUGGGCAAAGGCAAUCCGAUAGUAGUAAGGCCGGGAGAUCCUGGGUAUGAGGAGUUCAAUGAUAAAUACGGGGCGCCCGAGAGUCGAGGACUAAGGCCAGGAGAUGCUGGCUACGGAGCCCCACUAUUGCUAAGGCCAGGAGAGCCUGGAUAUAACGAAUAUUUGAACAAGUAUGGCGUGCCGCAGCCCCAAGGGAUCAAGCCAAAAGACUCCGGGUAUGGGGCCCCAAUAGUCAUAAGACCGAGGGAUCCCGGUUACGACGAGUUCAAUCAUAAAUACGGAGAUCCCGAAAGCCGAAAUAAAAAACCAGGAGAUCCUGGUUAUGGCACCCCAUUGAUCUUAAGACCAGGUGAGCCCGGAUAUGACGAUUAUAUCAGUAACUACGGAAUUCCAGGAGGCUUAAGACCAGGCGAUCCGGGUUAUGGACCACCGAUAAUUUUAAGGCCAGAAGAUGCCGGAUAUGACGAGUUUAAUGAUAAAUAUGGGGCGCCAGGCAGUCGAGGAUUGAGGCCAGGAGAUCCAGGGUAUGGAACCCCUUUGGCCCUAAGACCGGGAGACCGCGGCUACGACGAAUACGUCAACAAAUAUGGAAAACCGGCUUUUAGAUCGGGCGCACCCGAACCGAAAGGCGCACCAAUCACCCUUAGACCGGGAGAUCCUGGCUACGACGAGUUCAAUGACAAAUACGGCCCCCCGGGGACUCGAGGACUCAGGCCGGGCGAUCGUGGCUACGGAACCCCACUGACGCUCAGGCCCGGCACUCCCGCUUAUGAUGAAUAUCUUCGGAAAUAUGGGCGUCCGGGUGCGAGGAAAAAAAGACCAAGUGACAUUCCUGGCUAUGGUACCCCAAUACUCCUGAGACCGGGAGUUCCUGGAUAUGAUGAGUUUACCAACAAGUACGGUCCACCGAAAAGUCGAGGAUUAAGACCAAAGGAUGCGGGCUAUGGAGCGCCAUGGGUGUUAAAGCCUGGAGAUCCCGGAUACGAAGAAUACCUUAAGAAGUACGGCGUCCCGACACAGGGAUUAAGACCAGGAGAUCCUGGCUAUGGUAUUCCUUUAGUGGUCAGGCCAGGAGAUCCGGCAUACGAGGAGUUUUUUGAUAAAUAUGGACCGCCGGAGAGCCGAGGAAGAAGGCCGGGAGAUGCCGGGUAUGGUAUCCCGCUGGUGUUAAGGCAAGGUGAUCCGGGAUACGAUGAUUACAUCGGGACAUAUGGUAUUCCAGGGGGAUUAAAACCGGGAGAUGUUGGCUAUGGCACACCGAUAAUGCUAAGACCAGACGAUCCUGGCUAUGACGAGUUUAACGGGAAAUAUGGCGCUCCGGGGAGUCGAGAGUUAAGGCCAGGAGAUCCAUAUUAUGGCACCCCGUUAGUGCUCAGGCCAGGUGAUACCGGAUACGACGAAUACAUCAACAAAUUCGGUGCUCCAGGGGCCCGUAGACAAAAAUCAGCAGCUCCUUCUAGAGAUGAUAAAGCGCCACUAGUACUCAGACCAGUAGAUCCCGGAUAUGACGAAUAUGUUGAUAAAUAUGGACCCCCAGAGAUGCAAGGAUUAGGUCCAGGGGAUCCGGACUAUGGAAAGCCUUUGGUGCUAAGGUCAGGAGAUCCUGGAUACGACGAAUAUAAUAAGGAAUACGGGUUACCGGCAGGCAAAAAAAAGUCUGGCGAUCCGGGAUCUGGAGACCCACUGGUGCUCAGGCCAGGAGAUCCGGGAUAUGAUGAGUUUGUUAAUAAGUAUGGCCCUCCAAGGGCUAAAAAGCUAAGACCCGGUGAUCCCGGUUACGGAGCCCCUCUAGUGCUGAAGCCAGGAGAUCCCGAAUAUAACGACUACGUUAACAAAUAUGGUGUUCCCGGUUCCAAGGGAUUGAAGCCUGGAGAUCCCGGUUAUGGAUUACCACUAGUUGUGCGGCCAGGAGAUCCUGGAUAUGACGAGUUCAAUGGCCAGUAUGGAACGCCGGAGAGCCGAGACAAAAUCCCCGGGGAUCCUGGUUACGGAACACCAUUGAUAUUAAGGCCUGGAGAUCCUGGAUAUGAUGACUACCUGAACGCCCACGGGAUUCCAGGAGGAUUAAGGCCAGGCGAUCCAGGUUAUGCUCCUCCAUUAAUACUAAGACCGGAAGAUCCUGGAUAUGAGGACUUUAAUGAUAAAUAUGGUGCACCAGGAAGUAAAGGAUUAAGGCCAGGAGAUACUGGUUAUGGUACGCCACUGGUGCUAAGACCGCCAGAUCCUGCUUAUGAUGAUUAUAAACGGAAAUACGGGAGUCCAAAAGCACGGGCGUCGAGACCAGGCGAUCCACGCAUCCCAUUAGUGAUAAGACCAGGAGACCCUGCAUACGAUCAGUUUGUGAACAAAUAUGGACCACCCAGUCGUCGAGGAUUACGGCCAGGAGAUCCGGGCUACGGGGCUCCGGUGAUACUAAGACCAGGAGAUCCUGGAUAUGAUGACUACCUGAACACUCACGGUAUACCAGGAGGAUUAAGGCCAGGCGAUCCAGGUUAUGCUCCUCCAUUAAUACUCAGACCAGACGAUCCUGGAUAUGAGGAGUUUAAUGAUAAAUAUGGUGCACCAGGAAGUAGAGGAUUAAGGCCAGGACAAAUGGGUUAUGGUACGCCACUGGUGCUAAGACCACCAGAUCCUGCUUAUGAUGAUUAUAAAGGAAAAUACGGGAGUCCGAAAGCACGGGCGUCGAGACCAAGAGAUGCAGGCACCCCAUUAGUGAUAAGACCAGGAGACCCUGCAUACGAUCAGUUUAUGAACAAAUAUGGACCACCCGGUCGUCGAGGAUUACGGCCAGGAGAUCCGGGCUAUGGGGCUCCCGUGAUACUAAGACCAGGAGAUCCUGGCUACGAUGACUACCUGAACACUUACGGAAUACCGGGAGGAUUAAGGCCAGGCGAUCCAGGUUAUGCCCCUCCAUUAAUAUUAAGACCGGACGAUCCUGGAUAUGAAGACUUUAAUGAUAAAUAUGGUGCACCAGGAAGUAGAGGUUUAAGGCCAGGAGAUACUGGUUAUGGUACGCCACUGGUGCUAAGACCGCCAGAUCCUGCUUAUGAUGAUUAUAAAGGAAAAUACGGGAGUCCGAAAGCACGGGCGUCGAGACCAGACGAUCCAGGCAUCCCAUUAGUGAUAAGACCAGGAGACCCUGCAUACGAUCAGUUUAUGAACAAAUAUGGACCACCCAGUCGUCGAGGAUUACGGCCAGGAGAUCCGGGCUACGGGGCUCCGGUGAUACUAAGACCAGAAGAUCCUGGCUACGAUGACUACCUGAACACUUACGGGAUACCAGGAGGAUUAAGGCCAGGCGAUCCAGGUUAUGCUCCUCCAUUAAUACUCAGACCGGACGAUCCUGCAUAUGAGGAGUUUAAUGAUAAAUAUGGUGCACCAGGAAGUAGAGGAUUAAGGCCAGGAGAAAUGGGUUAUGGUACGCCACUGGUGCUAAGACCACCAGAUCCUGCUUAUGAUGAUUAUAAAGGAAAAUACGGGAGUCCGAAAGCACGGGCGUCGAGACCAGGCGAUGCAGGCACCCCAUUAGUGAUAAGACCACGAGACCCUGCAUACGAUCAGUUUAUGAACAAAUAUGGACCACCCGGUCGUCGAGGAUUACGACCUGGAGAUCCGGGUUACGGGGCUCCGGUGAUACUAAGACCUGAAGAUCCUGGUUACGAUGACUACCUGAACACUUAUGGGAUACCAGGAGGAUUAAGACCAGGCGAUCCAGGUUAUGCUCCUCCAUUAAUACUAAGACCGGACGAUCCUGGAUAUGAGGAGUUUAAUGAUAAAUAUGGUGCACCAGGAAGUAGUGGAUUAAGGCCAGGAGAUACUGGUUAUGGUACGCCACUGGUGCUAAGACCCCCAGAUCCUGCUUAUGAUGAUUAUAAACGGAAAUACGGGAGUCCGAAAGCACGGGCGGCAAGACCAGGUGAUCUAGCCAGCCCAUUAGUGUUAAGACCAGGAGACCCUGGAUACGAUCAGUUUAUGAACAAAAAUGGACCACCCGAUCGUCGAGGAUUACGGCCUGGAGAUCCGGGCUACGGGGCUCCGUUGAUACUAAGACCAGGAGAUCCUGGCUACGAUGACUACCUGAACACAUACGGAACACCGGGAGAAUUAAGACUAGGCGAUCCAGGUUAUGCCCCCCCAACAUUACUAAGAUCGGGAGAUCCUGGAUAUGACGAGUUUAAUGACAAAUACGGAGCCCCAGGAAGUAAAGGAUUAAGACCAGGAGAUGGGGGCUAUGGUACGCCACUGGUGCUAAGACCGGAAGAUCCAGGUUAUGAUGAGUUUAGGCGGAAAUAUGGAUCUCCAGCAACACGGGCGGUCAAACCGGGCGAUCUAGAUACCCCAAUAGUCCUAAGACCAGGAGACCCUGGAUAUAAUGAAUUUAAUGAUAAAUAUGGACCACCCGGGAGUCGAGGAUUAAGGCCAGGAGAUCGGGGCUACGGGGCCCCCUUGGUGCUAAGACCAGGAGAUCCCGGCUAUGACGAGUAUUUACCAAAAUAUGGCGCUCCCGGAAAGAGGCCAGGCGAGCUAGGCCCACCAAUUGUGCUUAGACCGGGAGAUCCUGCGUAUGACGAGUUUAAUGACAAAUACGGAGCUCCAGCAAGUAAAGGAUUAAGACCAGGAGAUGGGGGCUAUGGGACGCCACUGGUGCUAAGACCGGAAGAUCCAGGUUAUGAUGAGUUUAGGCGGAAAUAUGGAUCUCCAGCAACACGGGCGGUCAAACCGGGUGACCUAGAUGCCCCAAUAGUCCUAAGACCAGGAGACCCUGGAUAUAAUGAAUUUAAUGAUAAAUAUGGACCACCCGGGAGUCGAGGAUUAAGGCCAGGAGAUCGGGGCUACGGGGCCCCCUUGGUCCUAAGACCAGGAGAUCCCGGCUAUGACGAGUAUUUACGGAAAUAUGGCGCACCUGGAAAGAGGCCAGGCGAUCUAGGCCCACCGAUAGUGCUUAGACCGGGAGAUCCUGCGUAUGACGAGUUUAACGACAAAUACGGCGCCCCAGGAAGUAAAGGAUUAAGACCAGGAGAUGGGGGCUAUGGUACACCACUGGUGUUAAGACCGGAAGAUCCAGGUUAUGAUGAGUUUAGGCGGAAAUAUGGAUCUCCAGCAACACGGGCGGUCAAACCGGGCGAUCUAGAUACCCCAGUUGUCCUAAGACCAGGAGACCCUGGAUAUGAUGAAUUUAACGAUAAAUAUGGACCACCCGGGAGUCGAGGAUUAAGGCCAGGAGAUCGGGGCUACGGGGCCCCCUUGGUGCUAAGACCAGGAGAUCCCGGCUAUGACGAGUAUUUACCGAAAUAUGGCGCUCCCGGAAAAAGACCAGGCGAUCCAGGCCCACCGAUAGUGCUUAGACCGAGAGAUCCUGCAUAUGACGAGUUUAAUGACAAAUACGGCGCCCCAGGAAGUAAAGGAUUAAGACCAGGAGAUGGGGGCUAUGGUACACCACUGGUGCUAAGACCGGAUGAUCCAGGUUAUGAUGAGUUUAGGCGGAAAUAUGGAUCUCCAGCAACACGGGCAGCCAAACCAGGCGAUCUAGGUACCCCAAUAGUCCUAAGACCAGGAGACCCUGGAUAUGAUGAAUUUAACGAUAAAUAUGGACCACCCGGGAGUCGAGGAUUAAGGCCAGGAGAUCGGGGCUACGGAGCCCCCUUGGUCCUAAGACCAGGAGAUCCCGGCUAUGACGAUUAUUUACGGAAAUAUGGUGCUCCUGUAACAAGGCCAGGGGACUUAGGCCCACCAAUAGUGCUUAGACCGAGAGACCCUGGUUAUGACGAGUUUGUCAAUAAAUAUGGACCACCCGGGAGUCGAGGAUUAAGGCCAGGAGAUCGGAGCUACGGGGCACCAUUGACGCUAAGACCAGAAGAUCCCGGCUAUGACGACUAUUUACGGAAAUAUGGCGCUCCUGGACCAAGGCCAGGCGACUUAGGUCCACCAAUAAUGCUUAGACCGGCGGACCCUGGUUAUGACGAGUUUGUCAAUAAAUAUGGACCACCCGGGAGUCGAGGAUUAAGGCCAGGACACUCGGGCUAUGGGACCCCCUUGGUGCUAAGGCCAAGAGAUCCCGGCUAUGACGAAUAUUUACGGAAAUAUGGCGCUCCUGGAACAAGACCAGGAGACGAGGAUACGUUCGGCAGUCCUGCUUACAAGGAGAAAUACGAAUCGGGCUUUAGAGACGGCUACGGAGACGGUUAUGGGGACGCCACCACACAACAAAAGUUUCUGUGGCCAGGAGAUCCGGGCUAUCGCGAUAAGGCGGCCAUGGCCGGUGUCGCCAGUAGCAUCCAAGCUUUAAGGCCAUGGGAUCCCGGCUAUCAAAGUAGAAGCGUUAUAGGAGGACCCACGGGAUUAUCAAGACCUGGCGAUACCAGUUUUCAACGUGGAAUGCUACCUGGGGCCACAGGACUGAGGCCUGGAGAUCCUCGAUAUGGCAGACAAGCCAGAGACAGAUCACCUGGAACAAAUGGACUUGGACCUGACGAGCUUCAAAUGUUAUAUUCGAAACCUGCGUACCAACACGGUUAUAAGGCGGGGUAUAAGAAAGGACUUGAUGAUGGAAAAGUCGCCAGCAAAAUACUGAUUACGCCAGAUCCCAGUCUCAAGAAGAAAGAGACUUACCAGGAGCCCGUUGCGCGAGGAUGCAACCCUGCUUGUUCCAGAAAACCCCAACAGUCACCGCCACCUCCCAAUUAUUCAUAUAUAGAGCCCCAACAACAGGAACCACCACCAGUGGAUUAUUCUUACUUGGAACCCCAAAUCAUCCUGAUGCCAUAUACGGCUCCUUUACAAGCCCAACCAGCACCUCCCAGACAACAGGAGCCACCACCAUCAGUGGAUUAUUCUUACUUGGAACCCCGAAUUAUCCUGCCAUAUGCGGCUCCUUUGCAAGCCCAACCAGCACAGGAACCACCGCCAUUCGAUUAUUCUUACUUGGAAUCCCAAAUCAUCCCGCCGUAUGCGGCUCCUUUGCAAGCCCAACCGGCACCUCCCAGAGAAAGAAGUAGACCGAAGGCACCGGACAGACGCUCCGGAGUACCCCCGAGAGCCCCGAGGGAAAAGGAACGCGGUGACAAAGAGGAACCACCCAGAAAACCCGAACAAAACGUGGGCGAAAAGGACCGUACCGAGGAUAAAGAAAGAAAAUCGAGAAUCCGCCCUGAAGACGAGCCUAAGAAACCUAAACGUGAAAAAUCCGACAGUCGCACCCGUACUAAAACGAGAGAACCCAGUAACGAGUCCAUGGUGCCAUCCGGUUGGCUCUGUUGGCGCACUAAGAAAGGCGAAAAGGAACCGCCACAGGAGAAAAAAGAGAGAAAGAACAGAGGUGCAGGGUCGAGUAAACCUGCAAGGGAUCGAGCCGAGUCCAGACAGGAGGACAGACGGGAUCGUAGCAGGAACAAGAACCGCAGUAAGUCUAGGGAAAAAUCUGUGGAGGACAAAAGUAGAUUGAGGAGGGAGCAAAGUAAGAGAGAUAUGAGAAACAGAACGGUGGAAAGUGGAGAAAAGGUGGAGAGUAGUCAGCCGGGUGACGAACUUGCCAGAAAACCAGUAAGGGAGCAGCCAAGAGAACAACGUAGAGAGAGACAAAAAGAGCCUUCCAGAGAACCGCCUAGGGAAAGAGCUAGAGAGCAGCGAUCAACUAGGUAUCCAGAGAAGGAAAAAGAAGACCCCAGCCGUACAAGGGAACCACGGAAGCAGACGGGAGAUGAGCGGCGGAAAAAAACGAGAAGGGAGUCGCAGACGGCGGAACCAAAACUCGCCAAGUCGGCCAUACGCCAUGAGGGGGCGCCGCUCAUGUCGAAAGUCAGUUCGGUCUGGUUUAAUUCGAUUAAAGACGAAGUUAAAAGUAUCGAUGCGAUAUCCCAGAAUGAAUCAAACACACAAGAAUCCUCCGAUAAAUCCAGCCUCACAAACGAUGGCGUCCUACUAUAUUCGUCAAAGACCGCGCCCACUGAAAGCCAUUUAGACCUUUCAGAGCAGUUAUCGAGACGUACGAACAACGCCCCAAACACCAGAAGAGAAAACACCGAUCCCAAUAUGAGAAGAAAUAAAAGGGACCUCGAAGAACGGACAAUCGUACCUCCUUAUAAUUAUUAUAAUGAUGCGCCUGACAUUCACGAGGCCAUGCCCACUUUUGAAUACGAUACAACUUCAAAUAGUCCACCAUAUAGGGAGGAGACCAUACCGCAAGCUGGAGGUUACUACUUUGGCCCAAAUUCCAACCCGAGGCAAGAAGAAACUGUGAUUCCGGAAACGUGGUUCGAGCCUAAGAUAUACUUGGAAGUCGUUGAACCUAAAACCGAGCUAAAUGAAGCAAAACCAUUGACAAAAGGCCCAAUAAGCAAAUCAGACACUCACGCCAUGCAAAUACAACAAACAGUGAAUCGACCCACUGGUAAUAAACGGAGGGUUCCCCGGGGAGGCAACCAACAAAGUCUCGGUAUUGGAGAUUCCACUUCGCAUCUGUUGGAGCCUGUGUGCGACUCUAAAUGUACCAUGAUACCAAGCCAAGGAGUCUCAUCUAUGAGUGAUGGCUCCUCGUCAGUUACGAGUCAAGUGCUCUCGGUGUUGCCCAGCGUACUGGUAUACUCUGACUUUAUAGAGAAACCGCACGAUCAUUGUGAAGAUUCAUGCCUUAUGGAUAUGAAAUCGGAAGAACUGAAACAGGCCAGAGAUUUACCGGAAUCUAUUUUACCGGCUUGUUGCCUCAAAGAGAUGGACCGUGAAAUUCUAAACAUGAUAAACCCAUCUGAUGAUUAUACACAAUCUAUUACCAGUAAAUGUGACACAUUAUGCGAUAUGAUAUCUACUGUCAAACCACCACAAGAAGUACCGGUGGAGGUGCACCCCAAAUCCUGUGAUCCAUCAUGUCAUAUUGCUUCCGAAAUGCAAUCAAUAUUGCAAGCUGGGCCCGAGUCCUACACUGAGAUCCCAUCUACCGCUACUUAUGAUUCGAUCAUUAAACCAGAAUCUUGUAAUCUGCUUGAAUCUGUGAUGACAGCUGAAACACCGACUUGUUGCGAUAAGAUUCCAAAAAUUAAACAAAAAACAUCGGCCAUAUUAGUGGCUCAGAGCAGUAAGCUAAAGUCUGAAGAGAUGAUGAACGUGAACUAUACGGUCCUCGCAAAGAGUAGGGAGGACGUGAAAAUGUCGUCACCUAAAAAUGGUGUAGAUUGCUGCGAUGAUCUUAUGCAAGGGCAAUCGGUCCCACUCUGCUGCGCUCGACCAAUAUCCGAGGAAGUCUUAAAUGUCAACUAUACGGUACCCGAAGGGGAUCCCGAGAGCAUCCAUGAGAAAAUCAAAAGGCUCAAAGGCAGAUGCCAAGUAAAGUGUAAUUAUGACAUUAGUAAAACCGAACAGAACACAAGAGAACCGUCGCAAGUGACCGUGAAAAACGCAUCCGAAACUGCUGCAGAUGGGGCAGUUGCCGUAGUGGUGUUGAAGGUCCGCAAUGAUUCGAAACUCUCCUCAAAGAAUUAUCAGUUGAAUACGGAUAUAUCGACUAAUGUCCCAAAGAAUCCCGUGAUCUUCGAUAGGGCCGUUGAGGUCAGCGAGUUUAAGACGGGGGCAAUCGCCAAUGAUGAGGAUGAUACCGACCAGUACUACGUUCCUCUAACAGGUUCGAUAAAACCUUCCGAGCUGCAAGCCGAUCAGUUAAUGAAAGCUCUACAAGCCAAACUGGAUAAACAAUUAAACAAUAAGGAAAACCCUCUGGAUGAUCACAGAAACAGUGAAAAACCCGACCAAGUAGUUCCUACGAAGCCGGACCAAGUGGUGCCCAGCGAGGUGGAUAUCGAUUGUAAUCAAUCAGUGCCGAUUAUUCAGAGGGUACCGGAAUCUUUGAUGGCGAAAUAUCACGUGAAUGAAACUAGGAGUGCCAACCUGAACUGGAUAUCGGUGUCGACCUCUGACGCCACUCCUGUUGUCCAAUUGCCGCCUGCAUCACGCAGUUCUUUUCUAAGUAAUUUGGAAGCCCUCGUGCCCGUCAUGGACACAAUACCUGAGGAAAGUAAAAGCCCUGGAACGGCGGUAGCGAACGAAAAUAUCCGUCCGUGCUGCAUACGGUCGAUGACGUCAAGAAUAAGAAAUCUCCAAAGAUUAGACGCUUCCGUAUUGAAAAUCCACAGUGGAAUAGUGAGCUCCCAGAUGCAAGAAGUCCCCGAUUGCUGUGAAAAAUUCAGUGAAGUCUUCAAUGAUUUCGUGGAAAAGACCAACCAGGGAUUAUUGGACGCGUUCCAUACCACCGAUCAUGGAAAAUCGAACUGCUGUCGUAAUUUUUUGGCGGGGAAAAACAAAACCUUUGAAAGUCAAUUUAAUAGGGAGGAAAUUAUUUCAAGUCCGGCAUACGUUACCCAUUUAACUGCGAUCAGCAAGUCCAGAAAUGCUAGUUGGGACUCCGCUAUGAUUCCCAUCGACCAUUUAACCCCAGUAAAAGAUUCUUCUUUUUCGGAAGCGAACGUUAAAACGUUACAAGAUACUAAUGACACAACUCGUUACGAGGAUUAUAAUGAGAACGCGCUCAUGGAGGAUGUCCCAUCAGAACAGAUACACUCGAGCCAAUAUGAGUCUAAUAGUAAAUCUUAUACGCUGGACGAGCAUGGCCACAUUGAAGAAUUUGAGGAGGACGAGAGGCGUUGCUGUUUAGGUGUAUUAGAAUUAAAAGUUGAUGUCCCGUGCGGUGUCUAUGGUACCUGCCCGGAUCCUCCCACAUCCCUGGUGGAUGCCUGCACAUCUGACAACGCUGCCGAAAAAGAGACUCCUUCUCGGGAAAUCUCCGCUCUAACUCCGGAGGAAUUCAUCAAAGACAUUAUUAAAAAAUCUAAAGUUAUUAUUGAUAAAUUUAAUUUGCAGCCGAAAGGUGUGUCGGAAUAUGCAACCAAAGUGUCUACUAAAGAACCAAAGUGCCCGGACCACAAGUUAUUCGGAAAAGGCGGCCCCUGUUGCGACUGCAAGAAACCCAUUCCACAAGCGUCGAAAACCACCCAGCCCACCCCUAAACCCAGUCAGGUGCAACCAGUGAUGGCGGAAAGGUCGACCCAACCAAGAAGUCUUUUGGUCACUUCCGCUUCUGUUCAGCCCAGUCCGAGGCAAUCUAGAGAAGAAGAACGCCAAUCUUCGUACUUGUCUACUGUCGUUAGUGAGGAGCAACGAGUUGAGGACUACGGCUUCAAUCUCAGUCCUCAGUCCAGCGUUAAUCACUCUAUUGAUGCAGAUGAUUCUUAUCUUGCAGAGGAUCGACCAAACAAUGCUCCAUCCACUUCUUCAGACGAUCCAAAAACGUCAACCGUAGCUCAGAUUGAGCCAGGAACGCCAUCCAAAGCCUCUGUUUCCAUUCAACUAAACAUCAAUCACCAACAAGUUCUGCAUCAACCCACUACUACUCUAAAGGACUCAGCAAACGAUCCAAAGACUUCCUCAGCUCUUUCCGUUGAUAUGAUAAUAAAAGAAGAUUCCACUGAUCCAAGGACUCCAUCAAUAAAUUCUUUUAAAGUCGAAUCUGGUGCUGCAAGUCAUAAAAAAACUCCAAUAAAACAUUCAUCGAAUGAUCCAAAGGCCUUAUCAACAACUUCUGCUUGUAUCCAACAAAGUUCCCAUAGACCAGAUACAAGACAUACUUCACACGACCCAAAAACUCCAUCUACUGCUUUUGCUUGUAAUCAGCCAAGUUUUAGUAGUCAUAUACAAGAGAAUGCAAACGAUCCAAAGACCCCAUCAAUAACUUCUGCAGGAAUCCAGCCAAGCGUCCAUACUCCGAGUACACGACAAAUCUCAAAUGAUCCAAAGACUCCAUCUAUUGCCUCCGCUUGUAAUCAGCCCAGUUUCAGUAGUCAUAUACAAGACGGUGCAAAUGACCCAAGGACCUUAUCAAUAACUUCUGCCGAAAUCCAACUCAGUCCUGUAGUGAGCCGUGAAAAGACUCCAUUAAAACAUGCCUCGAAUGAUGCCUGGGUACCAUCUCAAGCUUCGGCUUCCGUCCAACCAAGUUUCAAUAGUCCAAAGGUGCAACAUAACGCAAAUGAACCUAGGACGCCAUCGAAUACGUCCGCCGGAGUGCAAUUAACCCCUGCGAUAAGCCAAGAAAAACCAGCGAUAACACACUCAACAAACGACCCUAUGACUCCAUCAGAAUCUUCUUACGAUGCCCAAUGCUCUUCUAAAGUCCAAACGAGUUUCGUCAACGAGUGGAGUAAACCUGCACAGGUGUUGACGAAAGCUCCCGCACAACCGAUCUCUCGUGAUUUUUACAAUAAGGAGCCGCAACUGAUCAACCUCCCGUGCUCUCCCGAAAUGGAUUCGGUGAUAUCUUGUCCGUUCAGUAAUGCGCAGCUGCAGAGGCCCACCUGCAGUAUCACGGCGACCUUGCAGUGCGUUCCGAAAAAUUGGAACUCUACCGCAUCGGAUUCUUGUCGGAGGUCGACGGUAACCAUUUCCUCAACGCAUCCUUCCGAUCGCUGUCAGAGGAAGAAAAUUUAUUGCAUCGAUUCCCCGAUGGGUGCUGCGUGUUCUGGACAGUCUUACUCCAAUCGCGAGCAGGAGGUGGUGUUGAGGCCCGCGGUAGGAAAGUGUUGCUUUUCAAAUGGCGAGCAUUUAAAAAAAAUGAGUAACGGUUAUUGUAAACCGGUGCAACCAAUCAAGUCUUCCAGGCCUCUUUCGAAAUUAAAAUGCCGAGACCAGCCGCAACAGUCACCCUCCUGCCUGUCCGGAUCAAAAUCGAAAACGGUACCGCAAAUAUGUCACCCCAAACCAGAACCAUCGAUUAGUAAGGGCUGUAAGGGUUGCUGCGCACCCCUAUCACCAAUAUGCAGUCGAGAUAAGUCGAUUUGCGUUAACCAGUACUGCAAAUGUAAGUCGAAUUGUCUGGGGACAUUUUCAAGGGAGUUGUCGAAAGAUUGUGCCGGAAUGUCUAAUUAUCCCAUCCCGCCAUCAUGUUCGAAGGCAGGAUGUUGGAAGACCAGAAACUCUAAAUACAAAUGUCCCCACUACCAUGAAGAACAUCACUACCAGCUCGUACUGUGACCUGGAGACCUUCGGCAACAACUACAAGCAUUAUGUACACGGCUACCUGAGCCUUUGCGUAUGCGUUCUCGGCUCUUUGGCGAACAUCUUCAACAUAUGCGUCCUAACCACCAAAACCAUGCGCUCCCCCACCA